AGUUCGGAGCGAGCAAGCUCGAGCCUGUCGGUGUGCCGGAGCAGAGCAAUGUCUAAAUCAAAGGAACUUGUUUUUUCAAGCUCUUCUGGUAGUGAUUCUGACAGUGAAGUGGACAAAAAGUUAAAGAGGAAAAAGCAAGUUACUACAGAAAAGCCUAUAAAAAAGCAAAAGACAGGUGAGACUUCCAGAGCUCUGGCAUCUUCUAAGCAGAGCAGCAGCAGUAGAGAUGAUAACAUGUUUCAGAUUGGGAAAAUGAGAUACGUAAGUGUUCGGGACUUUAAAGGAAAAGUUCUAAUUGAUAUUAGAGAAUAUUGGAUGGAUCCAGAAGGUUAAAUGAAGCCAGAGAAAGGUAUUUCUUUAAAUCAGGAGCAAUGGAAGCAGCUGAAGGAACAGAUUUCAGAUAUUGAUGAUGCAGUAAGAAAACUGUAA
Messenger RNA from Dipodomys spectabilis (banner-tailed kangaroo rat), 429 nucleotides. RefSeq names its product activated RNA polymerase II transcriptional coactivator p15-like. The record is from RefSeq and is a predicted model, not a curated record. Gene Ontology annotation, cellular component: nucleus; transcription regulator complex. NCBI's taxonomy places the organism in Eukaryota, Metazoa, Chordata, Mammalia, Rodentia, Heteromyidae. Gene Ontology annotation, molecular function: DNA binding; transcription coactivator activity. Gene Ontology annotation, biological process: positive regulation of transcription initiation by RNA polymerase II.